This is a messenger RNA of Cydia pomonella (codling moth), 5786 nucleotides long. It is a transcript of the gene Cdc25, whose product is annotated as M-phase inducer phosphatase 1-like. Gene Ontology annotation, molecular function: protein tyrosine phosphatase activity. Gene Ontology annotation, cellular component: nucleus; cytoplasm. Gene Ontology annotation, biological process: positive regulation of G2/MI transition of meiotic cell cycle; positive regulation of G2/M transition of mitotic cell cycle; protein dephosphorylation. NCBI's taxonomy places the organism in Eukaryota, Metazoa, Arthropoda, Insecta, Lepidoptera, Tortricidae. The record is from RefSeq and is a predicted model, not a curated record. The transcript is spliced from 7 exons. The coding region runs from base 461 to 2344 and encodes 627 amino acids.
UAUAUUAUUUACUUUACAUUUAACACUCAACAUAAAAAAAAUUCGCACCUUUCCGAACGAAACGCAACUUGACAGCUUGAUGAAAAAAAAAAGACUAAAGCGCGCGAAUCGCAUAUCACUCAGCUGAUUCAUAAUCUCUGCCUACCUUAAACAUUCUAGUUAAAACCCGCUUUCCGACACCGAAAAACGUGUAUCGCAGUGAAAUAUCGCGUAUGACAAUCAUUUCCGAGUGUUCGCACGAGAAAUUGACCUUAAAAUUCGGUUUAAAGCAGUUCUCAUAACCUUAAAAACUUUCGAUGUCUUUUGUUAUCUUCGCUGAGAAUUAAAAUACAAUAACGCUAGGUAGGACAGUGGAGAAGGGUUUAGGAGCCUGAUCACUGACACGUUCACCAUCAACAGCGGCAACAGCGCUAGCAAGCGGCGGCGAGAUGAAGCGCUCCUGACCAGCUUCAAGUAUAAGAUGACCCCGCACAGCCUCAACCUGUCCCCCAAGUCCCCGACGCCACCCAAACGGAGGUUGGGAUCUAAAGAGAACUGCUCGCCUAAUAUUGGACUGUCAUACGAAAACAGGAUAGAAUCAAGAGACUUCUCACACACCCCAAAAGCUUUCAAAAGUCAACACACAUAUGAGAACCAAAAGUCACCAUUCAAUCCAACACCAAGAAAAGUUCUAGGAGAACUCCAGAAUUCCUCAUUUAAUCCGACACCAAGAAAGGUUCUUGGAGAACUUCAGAACUUCUCACCAAAAUUCACCCCGACAUCUUCUCCGGCACCAAAAAGAGACUUAAGCUCUCUCACCCGUUCUCCGCUCUUUAAGCUGCUGGAUACACCAGUGUUUGAGUCUCCGGUGAGCAGCCAGCGGUCUUUUAAGAAGAUUACCAGGAUCUUUGAGGAGCGGAGUCGGUUCAAGAUGGAGAAUGUGGAGAAGUUUGAGGAGGAAACUAGGGCUCCUUUCCAGUUUGAGCAGGAGAACUGGACUGCUACUAAGUUGGACUUCACCGACGUCCUCCAGACGUCAUUCAAAGAAGACUUUAAGACUGAAGAUACUUUUGUGCCAGAAAAAGAAGAGUUAGAUCCAGAAUUCGACACCCUCCACGAUUUAGAGGAAGAAUUUGAUAACGACACAUUCGAGCAAUGUAAUAAGUAUGAAAUUAUCUCCACCGAUAGCCCGGAUAUCAUAUCCAGAGGCAGAAAUCCUUCGAACAGGAAAAUAAAUGGAAGUUUCGUCUUCGGAGCACCUUUAGCGGACACCGAACAGUCCACAUCUUUCAACCGGCCUGCGAGAGCCUUAAACUUCGAGGAUAGUUUCGAAUUCCCAUCACCGGUCAUCAAGAAAAGCUCAAGCUCCGGUUCGGUUAAAAAAUCUCUCAAAUUCAGCGAGACACCUACGAAGGACUCCAUGAAGCGGAUAUUCACUUCGGAAAGCACUACUUCGAUGGAAAGUGGAUUUGUAUCAGAAUUCGAUGAUCAACUUUUAGAUAUCGAAGAAUCGAAUUCUCCUAAAGUUGCUAAUUUUGAUAAUUUGCUAUCGGGACAAAUUAAGAAUAAUGUUAUAAGUAAUGCAAAACAGCCGUUGUAUAGGAGCAAAAGUUUUAACCCGGCUCAGUCGAAAGCGAGGGUUUCUCUGCUGUCGAUAUUGGAGUCUCCGCAGAAGAGGAGUCAGAAGAGGAGUGAACCGGUGGAGGGGGGGGAGAGCAAGAGGAGGAAGUGCGAGGAAGUCAGGCCGGUGCUGCAGCGGUGCUUCUCUGAGAAUAAUGCUUCCAUAAUGUCCGCUUUGGACCGAUCGGAUGUGAACCCGGACCUGAUCGGGGACUUCAGCCAGCCCUUCGCGCUGCCCCUGACCCGCGGCAACCACUCGGACCUCAAGAGCAUCUCGUGCGACACGCUGGCCGGCCUGCUGCGCGGGGACUUCCAGAACGUGCCCGACUUCCAGGUGAUCGACUGCCGCUACCCGUACGAGUUCGAGGGCGGCCACAUCGCCGGGGCACAGAACCUGUACACCCCCACACAGAUCCUGGCGCUGGUGCAGGGGCCGCGGCCGCAGGGCAAGGUGCUCGUCUUCCACUGCGAGUUUUCCCUCGAGAGAGGACCUAAGCUCUCCCGCUUCCUCCGCUCCUCUGACCGCGAGAAGAACAAAGAGAACUACCCCUCCCUCCACUACCCCGAGGUGUACCUCCUGCACGACGGCUACCGCGCCUUCUUCCAGCGCCACCCGGACCUCUGCUCGCCCGCCGGCUACACCGCCAUGCUGGACCCGAGGCACAGGGACCUGCUGAGGCAACACCGCUCUGUGCAGCAGCCCUCGUCUUCUACGCAUCACAGAAGGAAUCGGCUGCUGUUUUAGAGGAUAAAAAAGCUUGGUCUACUGGAAAGAGCGGUGGUCUACUGAAAAGACCGAUGGUCUACUGGAAAGACCGACGGUAUUUUGUUAAGACUAGCUUUUUUGCAUUUAGUCUACGCGAAAAACCCCCGGUCUUCUGUAAAGUCUCGCUUUCCUAGCUUCGUUUACUUGAAAAAUCUACGAUCGACUGCAGUACUAUUGAAGUUUGAUCAUCUGAAAUACUAAACGAUGAUGGUCUACUGGAAAGACCUGAGGUCUAUUAAUAGCAUGAGACAUUCAAGUCCGUGUACGAGUCCUAUACAUUUACUGAGGAAGCAGAGGUCCUAGCCAAGUUGACAAUAGUUGACAGAAAACGCCAAUCUAGAUCAACAUACAAAUUUAGUUCUCAUUUUAAAACUAUGCGUUGGAUUGUAAUGAAACAUUGCACAUACAGACACACAUACAUACACACACACACACAUAUAGACACAUAUACAUGAGGUAUAUAAUAUCCCUUAAUUAGUUUAUAUAGCUCCAGCUUAUCAAACAAACGAAAUGGAGCAAAAACAAGUUUUUUUUAUGAAAAACUUAAAUUCGAUGUAUUUUUUUGACUAUGGUAUGUGAAGCUACAUAAACUGAUUACAGGACUAGAUAUACGUUAUCCUAUUGUAUGUACAAAGUUUCAGAGCAAUCUAGCUAGCCGUUUUAGAAUGAGAGCGUCACUACGUUUGUAUGGAGAACCGAGCUAGCUGCGGAUUCUUAAAUAAUGUAUGGAAAUAGUCAUAUAACAUAGUAGCAUCUUUCAUCCUGAUUUUUCUAUACGUUUGGCGUUUCUCGAUUGUAAUAUUGGCUAGGCUUCUUUGUCGCUAAACCAACUAUAAAUCAUUGAAAAAGGCCUGAUUUUAGAGUAUUCGUUGCGUGGUCUAUUGGAAAGACUGGUCUUCUGAAUAGACCGUUGGUCUUUUCAGUAGACCAUGGUCUUUUGAAAAACUAAAGAUUUGGUUAAAAGUAAUACGAGUACCGCUAUAAAUUCCUCUAAUAUAACACUAAAUUUAAUUUCUAAUUUGUAAAUACGGAAAAUGCCAUAUUAUUGUUAAAAACUAAGUUUUUAGUACAAAAAUAGGCUUAAAAAGUAUAUCCCACCUAUCUUAGAUACGCCAUAGUUUAAGUUUUCAUCAAAGAGAAUUUGAAAUAGAGGUGGAUUGUCAAUGAAAACUUUGUAGCCACAGUAAAUUUACUGCCAUCUUUUGACACAUGAUUCAAACUUUUAGAACGCCAUUUGACUAUAAUACUUAUUCUUUCACUGAUAUGUGUUAAAUUUGUUAAAUGUCAUAAAGUGGCGCCAUCUAAUAGAUCAAAGGCCAAAGGUAUGGCGGCAUCGUUUCGAGCGAUGGCGCCACAAGCUUUGGGUUAUGCCCGGUAAGAUGGCGCCACUUUUUGAUAUUUAACAAAUUUAAAACAUAUCAGUGAAAGAAUAAGGAUCAAAGUAAAAUGGCGUUUAAAAGUUUUAAUCAUGUGUCGAAAGAUGGCAGUAAAUUUACUGUGGCUACAAAGUUUUCUUUGACAAUCCACCUCUAUUUCAAAUUCUCUUUGAUUUUCAUUUGACGCAAUAUAGUUGUAGUUUAGGAAAAUCGGGAAUUUGUCCAAUUCAAAUUAAACAUAUCCCUAUUUGUAUGAAACUUACAUACAUACAAAUUGUCGGAAUUGUUUAUUUGAAUGUCCUAUCCAAACCUUUCAAUUGGAAACCUUGAUUAGAAAUUUGUGUGAUAUUAUAAAAAUGACACAGACUGACGUUAGUGUGGAAGUGCCACAAAGGCAUGUGCACACACUGACACGUGCGCAGCCGUGCACGCACACGUCACGCAAGCAGUGUGCCGACUCUCAUAAGGAUCUGUAUAUUACAACGCCACGCGCGCGUCUGCGCACACGCAUCCAGUGUGCACAGGCUUUUAAAACAUUCACUGCCAAGAACACUAUAGUCAGUUUAUUAAGCAUUAUGAUGCGUCUUUUAUUGAAAAACACUUUUGAAAAAUAAAUCACGCUAAAUAUGUAACAAUUAAAAAUCGUAUACGAUAUUUUACAAACUUUUGCUUUCAUAUGUAAUAGUUACUGAUUUUUAAAAAGCGUUUUUCGAUUAAAAGACAUGUCAUGAUUUUUUACCUUUUUCAUAAUACUAAAAAAACAGGCGCUUGGAACGUCACAUUUUCAGAGUAAUUUGACUUUUUCGCAUUACCACAAAAACUGCAGAGUUAGCAUGGGCGGACUACGCUACAACCUCCAUAUGUAUUCCCAUCUUAAAGGCCCGCACUUUUUUAUACCACGUCGGUGGCAAACAAGCAUACCCGCCUGAUGGUAAGCAGUCACCGUAGCCUAUGGACCUGACCUGACCCUUUAAAAACGUGUACACACCUUUAUUGAAGAACCCCAUACUGUAUCCCUAAUUGCACGGUUGUGUCGCCAUCUUACCGGGUAUCGGUUAAAGGUUGUUGGGCCAAUUUUUGAUAUUUAACUUUAACACGUGUAAGUGAAAUAAUAAGGAUCAAAGUCAAAUGGCAUUCUAAAAGUUUUAAUCAUGUAUCGAAAGAUGGCAGUAAAUUUACUGUGGCUACAAAGUAUGGAGUGUGGAAUUAAAAGGAGUGAUCUCUUAUGGUAGAACUGUUGCAAAAGUGUCCAGCUGUCAGCUAUAAAUAAUAGUUCCAAAUCUCUCCAGAGUAGCGCUAGAGUAGCUAAGAACCUAGGCGCUAUUGACGGAGUGAAGUGCGCUGUCUAUGAUUUGAUUUUUUUGUUCAAGUAUUCUAGGUAUUGUAGCGCCACCUAUUUAAGGUUUUUUUGAUGACACUUUUUGGUACAUGGAGAUUUAUUUCCUUACCUCCAGGUACUACAAAGUUUUCUUUGACAAUCCACCUCUAUUUCAAAUGCUCUUAGCUAAAAGCAACUAUCGAGCAUCGUCUUUGCCAAUAGUGAAGUUAUAAAUUGGAUAGAAGUAUUUUAAAAGUAUUCAUAGGAAUUACACAAUUUUCUGCGCAAGGUUUUACCAACUCCCAUCCCUUCCCUUAUAUUCGUAUAGGUGAAAAGCUUUAAUAAAAAAAUGUGCCGUUUUAAAACCAAGAAUAACUGUAAAUAAAUAGUUUUAGAAAUUAUGCUAUUUGUGUUUCAAGUAUAAGUUAUCUUCAAUUUGUUUGCAAUGGUUAUAUUUAUUUAAAAUUGACACUACGGUUUCGUACCCAAAGGGAAAACGGGACCCUAUUACUAAGACUCCACUGUCCAUCUGUCUGUAUUUCUGUCACCAGGCUUUAUCUCAUGAACCGUGACAGCUAGACAGUUUAAAUUUUCACAGAUGAUGUAUCUCCAUUGCCGCUAUAACAACAAGUACUGAAAACAGAAUAAAAUAGAUAUUUAAGUUGGGCUCUCAUACAACAAACGUAAUUUUUUUGUCGUUUUUGGCGCAAUGGUACGGAAUCCUUCG